Penaeus chinensis is the source of this 3524-nucleotide messenger RNA. RefSeq names its product NAD-dependent protein deacetylase Sirt6-like (gene Sirt6). The coding region runs from base 405 to 1823 and encodes 472 amino acids. Gene Ontology annotation, molecular function: NAD+ binding. The transcript has 8 exons. The record is from RefSeq and is a predicted model, not a curated record. Lineage: Eukaryota; Metazoa; Arthropoda; Malacostraca; Decapoda; Penaeidae.
GAAGAGCCCUGUGUGUUUACAGUGGCGGCGUCGAGAAACAAACGAGAGGAAAACCCUGUGUGAUUCUUUGUAUUUCUGUGCAAAAUGUCUUGUAAUUAUGCCGAAGGGUUGAGCAAGUACGAGAACAAGGGCAAAUUGGGCCUUCCUGAGUACUUGAUCAUGUUCCUGUUUUGCUGCAAUAUCAAGUGUGGCUAUUUUGGCGUGGAUUCAGCAAGAUUGACAAAAUAGGAGAGAUCUAUGGGAACUGCUUGCUUCUUCAGUGUCUCCAGCAAAUCUUUGAUGUUGCUAGGUCUGGCCUCAAGCACUUGGUUCUGCAUGAUGUGCCAUGCAUUUUUUUAAGGGGUUCAAAUGAGAGGUUUGACGCGCCAGAAGAGGUGGAGAGAAAAGUGCAGAUCUUAGCGGAAAUGGUGAAGGAAUCAAAACACACAGUUUUCCACACUGGAGCAGGUAUUAGCACCUCAGCAGGGAUACCAGAUUUCAGGGGCCCAAAGGGAGUCUGGACAUUGGAGAAGCAAGGACUGAAACCCGACAUCAACAUAUCCUGGGACGAUGCCAGACCGACUCUCACUCACAUGGCGAUCUUGUCCCUGGAACGAGAAGGAUUUGUACAAUAUGUAAUCACUCAGAAUAUAGAUGGACUACACCUGAGAUCAGGACUACCUCGGCAAAAAUUAUCAGAACUUCAUGGGAACAUGUUUGUUGAUAUUUGUAACUACUGUAACAGGCAGUUUGUAAGAAGUACAGCAGUGACGACUGUAGGCCAGAAAAGUGAAGGCUUAACAUGCCCAGGCAAGAGAGGAAACGGAAGAAAGUGCCGUGGGAAGCUUCACGACACCAUACUGGACUGGGAGGAUGGAUUGCCUGCUGCCGAUCUGGAUCUUGCAAUUGCUCAUUCUUGUGCUGCGGAUCUCAGUAUCUGUCUAGGAACAACAUUGCAAAUUGUACCAAGUGGAAACCUGCCAGUUGAUACGAAGAAAAGAGGAGGGAAGCUUGUUAUCUGCAAUCUGCAACCAACCAAGCAGGAUCGUUACGCUGAUCUCAUUAUCAAUACCUAUGUAGACAACGUCAUGAAGAGACUCCUUGAGCUCAUGGACAUAAAGUUGUUGGAUUAUAACCAAGACGACGACCCGAUGAAAAUAACACAGGGAAUGUUAAUAGAGCACAGAAAACUAAGAGAAAAUUCCAAUGCAUUAGGGUUACAGACAGAUGAUUUUGAGCCUAUAGAAUGGACAAUACCAGAGGAAUGGGUGAAAGAUAAAGUCCUUGAAGAAAAAGUGAAAAGUAAAAAGGUUAUCAGAAACAAGAGAACCACCAAGCCAGGUGACGUGAGUGUGAAUGAUGUCAAGAAAAGAAAAACUUGUCUGGAUGGGGAAGUGCAUGUGGUCAGCCAUAGUAAGUCUGAAGGUGUGAAAGAGGAAUGCAAAGAGGAUAGUGAAGAUGUUAGAAUAAAGAUUGAUAUUAAAAAGAAAGAAGUGGGUAAGGAAGAGGUUGAUGAAAGCAGAACAAAGGCCGGCCAUGAGAAUGGUAACAAAAGUGUCCAAAAAUUGGAUAUGAAAAGUGAAGUGAAUGAGAUUGAGGACAAGUGCAAGGUAGAGUGUGAUGUCAGAGAGUUGCAUUCUAAUGGGGAGUUUGUGUUGAGGCCUGAGUUGGAUUGCGAAGUAAAGAGCGAAAUGAAUGAAGAGGAGACAGCAUCCGUCGUUAAUGCCACGGUUGUUGGUGGGAGAGUAACAGACGUGGUGGAAGUGAAGGAGGAGAUGAAAGGACCGAAUUUAGGAAUCUCAGGGAAUGAAGAUAAGUUAGGUGACGGCAACUGCUGUUUUUAGUCCAGGGGUUCAUGCAGUACUGUAGAAGGGGCGUGUUUAGAGUACACAAAUUUUUACCAGUAUGUAAACGAAUAUGAUAAGGCAUUUUGCACAGCAAACUGAGCUAAGUGAGUUUGUUUUGUUUAUUUUUAAAAUGUUUUUAAGAAAUGUGAUUUGGACACAAAAAACAAUUUUAAGUAAUUUUUAAAAAGUUGUUAUACAUCUGCUAUAAUGAAACAGAUAUAUAUAUAUGAUAGUCUAGGGUAAGUAGAUAUCUUGUAAAGUGAGAUAUAAAUUUUGAAUCCAGCUUUAUGUUAUGCCUCCAAAUCCUUUGUGAAGAAGGCAUGAUAACAUUUUUGAAGUAAGAACAGUUUUGUACAUCUUGAUAUUUCUGUUCAGAGUCCAUCAGGAAGAUCUGUGCAUUGUUUCUUGGACAUUGAAAAACAAAUUGAUUGGGAAAAGGAGACACACUGUAUGGCUGGAUUUUAUUGAGCAAAUGACUAAGUCUGAAUGGAUAAUUUUAGCAUUGUAAAUUAAUGUGUAAGACUGGUCUGUUUUUAAAUUUUGUAGAAACAUUUUUAAGUGUGACUUUGAACUUCUUCGAAAGAUAUGGCUAAGGUGACAAAUGGGUAUGAUGAGUAAAGACAAUUCAAGGAUUGUUCAGAUGUGUAGUCUGGUGAAGAAGAUGGACACCAGUGAUAUUAUCCUAUGGUUUAUUUUGAUUAAAUUGUUUACUAUAUACUUUAUUUCUAAAGUUUCACAUUGAUAUGUAUUUUGUUUCUUGUGGUAAAGUUAGUACCAAAGGAAAUUUUUUAUAGAAAGCAUACAAGCAUGAAUAUUAUUAUAUACAUCCUAAACUGAUAAAGAUUGAAGGAGAAAUUAAUUUUAUCUAAUUACUUUAUAUAGAAAGAAUGUGCAAUAAUUUAGUCUAAAGUAAAAAGGCAGUUUUGAGUUUGAGGUCAGUUAAUAUUCAAGACUUAAUUUGAUUUUAAUUUUAGCUACUGUAUAUACUGUACAGUAUAUGUGAGCAGAAGCAGUACAUGUUGAUUUUAAUAAGCUUGAAUGAUUAAAGUAGCUGAAUAAAACUAUAUUAGAAAUAGAAACAUGUUUCUAACAUUAUCUUUAUAUUAUUUUAUUCUGGUUAUAUAACACAAGCCUGGAAAGGAUUAUAAGAACAACCUUGAUUUUUAAUAUUUUGCUAAAAAGAAAAUUGUUUUGUUGCCCAAAAAAACAUUCUUUGUUUCUAGACGUCUGUGAAAAUUUGGAAAGCAGCAAAUUUACCUUACAAAUCCCUUUCAUUUUCUGAGUUCUCAUUGUGGAAAAUACAGGCCAAAAAUACCUCUCUUGUCAAGCUAAAGGUAUCUUAAAUGGAGCUUGACAGAAGUGAAAUUCUUGUAUGCUAGUUCUCUUACUGAUUUCACUGGAAAGAUGUCAGUGAUUCAGUAUGGGUAAAGUUUAAGAAUGCUAACCAAUUUCUUUUUUUUUUAUGUGAGAUAGUUUGUAUUUGCAAUCUCAAGAUGUAUGUUUGUGUCAAGUAUGUACACUAUCACUAGACAGUGUUUUGUGUUUCACCAGACAAAAGAAUCAUUCAGUAAUGUUUUAGAUUGAUGACUAGUCAUGUCAUGACCUAUUUUUCCUUUUUCUUAGUGUUUAGUACAUACUGUAUAUUGUUGAAUUUUAUAGUAUCUUUUAUUUUAUCAUAAAGAAAGAAUUUACAAGUCU